GAGUGAAGACAAUACUCCUCUUCGCACGGGGCAGAGAAGGAGAUAUACAAAGCCAGAGAGAAGGCCCAAGGGAAACCCUAGCCCUUACUGGGACCUCGAAUUUCUGCUGUAAUGGACUCAAAACUGCUUCGGUUGAUUUCUCAUCAGUCCUUCUUCUCCACCGUGAACUCCGGCGAUCUCGAGGCACUGAAGUUAACAGUAGAAGGGUCGGGUGGAAAUGAAGGAGACAAUCGAGCGGCCUGGAUUUCCGCUUUAAUGGCGUUGCGAAACGACGCAGGAGAAACAGCUAUUUAUAUCGCGGCUGACAAUAAUUUAGUGGAUAUAUUUAAUUACUUGAUCAAGUUCUGUGAUCUCCAGAUGGUGAUGAUCAGGUCAAAGUCGGAUAUGAAUGCAUUUCAUGCUGCUGCUUGGCGCGGGAACUUGGCAAUUGUGAAAGAACUAUUGAGCAUGUGGCCAGAGCUUUGUAGAUCAUGCGAUUCUUCAGACACUAGCCCUCUUUAUUCAGCUGCCAAAAAGAACCACCUGGAUGUAGUGAAUGCCAUACUUGAUGCAGAUGCAGGCUCAAUAAGGAUUGUGAGAAAAAAUGGGAAAACCUCACUGCACAAUGCUGCACGUUAUGGUCCUCCCCAAAUAGUAAAAACACUUAUAGAUAAAGAUCCAGGAAUUGUGUCUAUUCAAGAUAAGAAAGGACAGACUGCACUUCAUAUGGCUGUAAAAGGUCAGGAUCCUUCUAUAGUGGAAGAGAUAUUGUUUGCUGAUCUUUCAAUACUAAAUGCACGUGACAAGAAGGGAAAUACAGCUGUGCAUAUAGCCACAAGGAAAUGCCGUCCUGAGAUAUUAAGCCUUCUCUUGAGCUAUGACUCCAUUGAGGUCAAUGCCAUUAAUAAGCAGAACGAAACUGCACUGGAUUUGGCAGAAAAACUCCAGUAUGGAGAACCUUCAUUGGCAAUUAGGGAGGUUCUAGUAGAGGUAGGGGCUAAAAAUGCCAGGAACGUAGGCCGAGUUGAUGAAACUAUGGAGCUGAAAAGAACUGUAAGUGAUAUAAAGCAUGAGGUGCAGUCACAAUUUAUACAGAAUGCAAAGACCAAUAAAAGAAUGUCUGGAAUUGCCAAAGAGCUGCGGAAGCUGCACAGAGAAGCAGUUCAGAACACCACCAAUUCUGUGACAGUUGUUGCUGUUCUUUUUGCCUCCAUUGCUUUCGUGGCUAUAUUCAAUUUGCCUGGUCAAUAUUUUCGGGAUGGAUCAGAUGUUGGGAAAGCUCGUAUAGCUGACACUGUUGGAUUUCGUGUAUUUUGCCUGUUGAAUGCUACAUCUCUGUUCAUUUCUCUAGCUGUUGUUGUGGUUCAGAUUACUUUGAUUGCCUGGGAUACGCGGUCUCAGAAGCAAGUUGUUUCAGUAGUAAACAAGCUAAUGUGGGCAGCCUGUCUUACCACUUGUGGGUCUUUUCUCUCUCUGGCUUUUGUGGUUGUGGGGAAGAAACGCUCUUGGAUGGCUAUUACCAUAACCUUGAUAGGCGCUCCAAUUCUUCUGGUAACUCUUGCUUUCAUGUGCUACUUCGUUUUACGACAACAUUUCAAUAUAUUUGGCGACGACUCUCAUAGACGAAUUAGGAGGGCAAGUUUUAGUAAAUCUUUCUCGUGGUCUCCGUUCUCUCCCUUUUCAGAUCCUGAUGCACUUAAUUCUGACCAUGAGAAGAUCUAUGCUUUGUAACUUUGUCUUGGCCGAUUCAAGCAUGUCAAAGGCUGGUCUCAGAUGUUGUAAAUAUGUAGUCUCUAGUGUUCCUCAGCGGCAGUGUCAUUGGCUGAUAAUUAGCGCUUUUUACCUUAACCACAUACCGAAUUUUGGGUUUGAAGUUGUAUAAUGUAAGUCAGCCGGAUGCGCUACAAUCAGUUUGCUAGAAAGACAAAUAAACAGUAGCAUUGUAUAGAUAUUGUAUAUGCAAGUAAUUUUAAAUAAAUAUUCUAGUACUUGAUCUUA
Nelumbo nucifera (sacred lotus) is the source of this 1977-nucleotide messenger RNA. RefSeq names its product ankyrin repeat-containing protein At2g01680-like. The record is from RefSeq and is a predicted model, not a curated record. Gene Ontology annotation, molecular function: protein binding. Gene Ontology annotation, cellular component: plasma membrane. Lineage: Eukaryota; Viridiplantae; Streptophyta; Magnoliopsida; Proteales; Nelumbonaceae.